AUGACGCCUUUGAUUCGUGGAAGUGUCUUCCUGGCUGUAUUACAGCUGAUUUUCCAGUUGGUCCUGGCAACGGAUUAUUCCUGGUGUAAUCCAGAGUUAUGCGGCAAUGGUGUGAAACAUAUCGCGUGCCGAAAUACUGGAAAUUUCCACAGACGCUGCCAGCCAGAUGCAGUCCAAGUGGAUGUGAGUCGGCACAAGGCGGAUUUCCUGCAUGGUCACAACAAGAGAAGAAACUUCCUGGCUCUCGGAAGAGUACCAGGCUAUUAUCCUGCCGCCCGAAUGGCCACAAUGGUGUGGGACGACGAGCUGCAGUACCUCUCCAUGCUGAACACCCGCACCUGUAAGCUGGACCACGACGAUUGCCACAACACCUUUCGUUAUGCCAACUCGGGUCAGAAUCUGUGCGCCGUGUGGCGUCCAAGAAGUCCCUAUGUGAAUGUGACCAGUUUGGUGGAUGAGUGUCUGGGUCUGUGGUUCAACGAAUUCGAUCUGAUAGACAGCAGCUUCAUCGACUCCUUCAAAGUCACCCCAAUAUUUGAGGACUAUGGCCACUUUGCCGAGAUGAGUGUGGACAAGAACUUCGCGGUGGGGUGCUCCAUCAUGAGAUUCACACGGCCCGACUAUCCAUCCGUGUAUAUCUACAACUUCAUCUGCAACUAUGCUUCACUCUACGCCCUGGGAGCACCAGUUUAUGAGACUGGACGUGCAGGCUCUCAUUGCACCACGGGCAGGAGCCCCUUCUAUCCGGGAUUAUGUUCCACCCGCGAGGUGUACGAUCCCAAUUGGUAAUAGUUCUCCACAAAAAGAGGGAUUCCCUCCACUCAGGUACAACUGCCAAGAGUAUUUAGUAGCCCGUAGCUUUAGAUCGAAUACAAGCCAAUAAAUGAUCGCAUCGAUUCCAGUCAGUUUGCAUAAUUUAUUUAAAUGCGGCGUCAUCAUCGGGAGGGAGUCCGCCACCGCUGACUUCUGACCCGGCUGGCAUUGCAUAAUCCCAGUUGAGUUAUAAACCCACAGGUUGUGCUGUAAGCCAACGGAGCUCGACCAAAAUAAACAAUGCGAAUCGCUAAGAAAGCCAGUCCUACUCUUUUCAGACUGGUUUGGCGCACAGAACUUUCAUUUGUUAUUGGCCAACAACUCAUAACGAUGUGCCUGAGCAUAUGCAAAUGACAACAUUUUUAUUUGAUUUGUGCGCAGAAGUUAUUGAUUUCUCCAUUGUGAUGUGAGAACCUGUCCGGUGAUCUUUGAAAACCUAGCUUAGCUCGUGCAGCGACAAACAAACAAGAAUAUUGCCAUUUAAUAAUACCCGAUUAUCUAAACUCACCAAUUGGGUCAAUGUCAAUGUGAACUACUGGAAACUGCAGAGUGACAAAGUCACUGAACUGCCAGAAACACCCACGCUAUCAAUCUUUAAACGGGUGCUCCACUUUCAGAUAUCUUUUGUAUUAAAUAAUAGAACGCUUGGUUGCAAUAUGUGGUUUAAAUGUUCGGCAGACUGAGC
Messenger RNA from Drosophila santomea, 1498 nucleotides. Its product is annotated as antigen 5 like allergen Cul n 1. Lineage: Eukaryota; Metazoa; Arthropoda; Insecta; Diptera; Drosophilidae. The record is from RefSeq and is a predicted model, not a curated record. The coding region runs from base 1 to 789 and encodes 262 amino acids. The transcript is spliced from 4 exons.